Molecule: messenger RNA, 1013 nt
Organism: Cutaneotrichosporon oleaginosum
Lineage: Eukaryota; Fungi; Basidiomycota; Tremellomycetes; Trichosporonales; Trichosporonaceae
Source: RefSeq, a predicted model, not a curated record
CUAGUACUUUGAUCCCGCCUUGCGCCCCAGCUUAUCUUAUCGUCCAACAUACUUACUCCGCUUGCAUGCGAUGUUCACCCUUCAUCAGCUGGACAGCAUGGCGAGGUCCAGUCUCGACCAAAGGGGCGUUACCAAUUGCCCCACCCAUAACUUGGAAGACGUCAAGAACUUUCCUGUCCUCCGCCAGAGGAAUGUGUGGUGCAUCCAGCGGCACUGGGCAACUGCCCCUCAUUAUGACCUCCGCCUCAGCUUGCGUGAUGGUCUUCAUAGCUGGGCCAUUCCCAAGGGCCUUGUAGGCUUGAGCCCCGGCGAGGUCCGAUUGGCGAUACAAACGGCGAUACAUCCGCCGAGCUAUCUUACGUUCGAAGGAGGCGAUCAAACGAGAGCAGGGCGAGGAACUCUGUUAUGGGAUGUCGGCUUCUACACAAUUGCAGAUUCCCGAGUAGACCCAGACAGUCCCAGUGACGAAGCCGAUCCAGAUGGGGCUUUCGAGAUGGAAAAGCUCGACUUGGCAUUGAAAAAGAUCUCGUCCGGCAAAAAGCGCAGCAUUCUCAUCUCGUUGCAAGGAGGAAGGAAGCUCAAUGGAAUUUCGUUCAUGCUUACCUACUCGGGACACGAUCACUACAAUAGCACGGGAGAGCGAAGGAGAGAUUGGCUUGUUCGCCUGCCUGCGGGCGUCGACGACCUCGAUUGGGAUGCGGAAGGGGAGGAGGGCCUCAGGUAUGGUCGCAGCGUGAAGAGUAAGAGAAGAAAGUGGCAUUAUAAUUGACGUUGCAGCAGGCCGCACAAUGAGCCAGGUGUGCGGUGUGGAGCUGUAGUAGAAGGAAGGUUGUCUGGCUCAACGCAGCUCGAAUGCCAACCUUGUUAGACACGCAGACGCAUGGAAGCUAUGCCUUAAAAUGGCAAACUCCACGGAUGAGAGCGAGAGACUCGGUCAUACAUAGAGAGGUCCGGGGGGUCCGCAACUUAAGACGCCUUGUGGGCUAUUCCCCGCAGGCGGACGUACAUUAUCU